CUUCCAUGUCUAUGCAACCAAUCAACCAAGGGAAGCAAAUGCACAUGGCCAGCAGCUCCGGCCACCGCUCUCCACGGCGCGCCGCCGCGACGGCGCUGCUCCUCGCCACCGCCGGCCUCCUCCUCCUGGCGCCGCCACUGGCACACGGGUCGUCGUCGCCUGAGCAGCAGCAGCAGAAUGCCGACCGCAUCCUGGGGCUGCCGGGGCAGCCCAACGGUGUGGCGUUCGACAUGUACGGCGGCUACGUCACCGUCGACGAGCAGGCCGGCCGCGCGCUCUACUACUGGUUCCAGGAGGCCGACCAGCCGGAGGCAGCGCCGCUCCUCCUGUGGCUGAACGGCGGGCCCGGGUGCUCCUCCAUCGGUGGCGGCGCGCUGGAGGAGCUCGGCGCCUUUCGCGUCCACACCGACGGCCAGACGCUCCUGCUCAACGAGUACGCAUGGAACAAAGCGGCGAACGUGCUCUUCUUGGAGUCGCCGGCCGGCGUGGGGUUCUCUUACAGCAACACCAGCUCCGACCUCGUCGUCGGCGACGACAGAACGGCUCAGGACGCGUACAUUUUCCUGGUGAAAUGGUUCGAGAGAUUUCCUCAGUACAAGUACCGUGAUUUCUACAUUGCGGGAGAGAGCUACGCAGGUCACUAUGUUCCACAGCUGUCCCAGCUUGUGUACAAGAACAACAUCGGUGUAGAGAAGCCUGAUAUCAACUUCAAAGGAUUCAUGGUCGGAAACGGCGUGACCGACGACCGCAUCGACACUAUCGGCAUGUUCGAGUACUGGUGGCACCAUGGCCUCAUCUCCGACGAGACCCUAGACAGCGGGCUGAAGGUUUGCCUGGACAAUAGCACCUUGACCAAGCCCUCGCCGGAGUGCCAGAAGGUCAUGGACAAGGUCGCCGAGGAGCAAGGCAACAUCGACGUCUACAGCAUCUACACGCCACCGUGCGACAAGGGGACCCCAUAUGCGCACAGGCGCCGCCGUACAUUGAUGCUGCCUCCGUACGACCCGUGCACAUCCUUCUACUCGACCAACUACCUGAACAUCCCCGAGGUGCAGAGGGCCAUGCAUGCCAACGUCAGCGGCAACAAGGGCCCAUGGAUUAUGUGCAACUUGGCCAUAUACGAUAACUGGACAACAGACACAAUCAUUUCCAUGCUACCCAUCUACAAGGAGCUCAUUGCAGCUGGCCUCAAGGUCUGGGUCUUCAGUGGCGACACCGACACUGCGGUGCCGCUGAGCUCGACCAGGCGCUCCCUUGCUGCCCUGGGCCUUCCUGUUAAGACCAGCUGGUACCCCUGGUACAUUGUCCCAACCGAGGUUGCUGGCUGGAGCAUGGAGUAUGAAGGCCUGACCUUCGUCACCGUCCGCGGCGCCGGGCACGAGGUUCCACUGCACCGCCCGGAGCAGGCGCUCGUCCUGUUCCAGCACUUCCUGCAGGGCGAACCGAUGCCGGCCGAGGCGAAAAAUGGCAGCGUCAUCCUCCUUCCUAGUGAGAAGGCGGCCUCCUACUGAGCACGGAAGCACCUGACGCUUGUGCUUGACGACGACACGACUCCACUACGAAUAAAAGCUGCUGUUGAUCUGGAUGUUGAGAAUGAUAAAAGCUGGAGUACCUUGUUUCUUCAAAAAGCUAUGAAUAAUGUGUAAACCGUUGGCUUGGCCAUGGGUCUCUGUUGUUUUUCUCCUGAAAAGCCUUAUAUAAAAUUAUGAAUAAUGCAUGUUUUGACUGUGCCGAGUUCAGCCA
Molecule: messenger RNA, 1743 nt
Organism: Panicum virgatum (switchgrass)
Lineage: Eukaryota; Viridiplantae; Streptophyta; Magnoliopsida; Poales; Poaceae
Product: P-(S)-hydroxymandelonitrile lyase-like
Exons: 10
Coding region: 6-1511 (501 amino acids)
Biological process (GO): proteolysis
Cellular component (GO): vacuole
Molecular function (GO): serine-type carboxypeptidase activity
Source: RefSeq, a predicted model, not a curated record